This is a messenger RNA of Coregonus sp. 'balchen', 6487 nucleotides long. The record is from the annotation of a GenBank genome assembly. NCBI's taxonomy places the organism in Eukaryota, Metazoa, Chordata, Actinopteri, Salmoniformes, Salmonidae.
CAGGUAGACGUAGCUGAGGCAAGAUGUCAGCCCGAGGAGGAAAGAAGAAGACCACCAAACUGUCCCGCUCCGCCAGAGCAGGGGUCAUCUUUCCUGUGGGGAGGAUGAUGAGGUAUCUACGCACAGGGACCCACAAGUACCGCAUCGGCAUGGGGGCACCCGUCUACAUGGCAGCCGUCAUAGAGUACCUGGCAGGUUGGUGUCUCGCCUGAGUGAAAACACACACCAAUGUCACACAGUGUCGUCCUGUUUCAGCAAACACAAAAACAAUGUUCCUAAAUUCACUUGUGUAUUAAUAACAGGAUAGAUUAUGUAAAAUAUAUUAACAUUAAUAUUUUAUUGGUAAACGCUGGCAGAAUUUUUUUCUAAUGACAAUUUCUUGUUUAGCUGAGAUUUUGGAGUUGGCAGGAAAUGCAGCAAGGGACAACAAAAAAGGAAGAAUAACUCCUCGGCACAUUAAACUGGCUGUAGCCAACGACGAGGAGCUCAACCAGGUACAGUAUUAUUCCCCUUGAAACUGAUAUUUAGAAAAUUUCCUAUAAUGAACUCAGCAAAGUCAGUUUUUCAUGUUGUUCCACUUCACUUGCAUCAUUGUUACACCAUAUUAUAUUACAGUAGAUUUUAGUGCCCAAUAGGGAUCUAUGAAACCAGUGGCGAUUUUAGCAUGUCAAUCUUGGUGGGGCAAACAAAACAAAAAAUUGGGGGAUGCAUGCCAGCAAAGCCACUACACUACACUAAACAAUAAAUUAAUUGCACUAUAACGGUUACAAACGGGGCCCACAAACUGUUAGGGCCUACAUAAAGCUGUCCCAACACCAUACCACUGCUACACCUGGCUAUCAGCGGAGCCUUGUCUGACAGCGAAACAGUUAAUUCAGCCUAAUUUACUGCCUUUAAAAAAAAAACAUAGCUGAUAUGGCUGAAAUAAAUGUGGUUUCUACUGACAAUUGGAUAAGAGGCAAUCCGUAAUUUCGAUUAAGACAUUAAUGAGCGAGCUAGGACGGACGUAGUCAAUAUAACUAUUUGUUCAGCACUUUUGAAAUGUACAGCGACAGAAUUCAGAACAUGGGCCGUUCUUACAGUAUUCUCCCUGCACACCAAGUCAGAACCGUAGGAUAAAUAAAGGGGGCAUAUAAGCAGACAAUGAAAGCUCUUACAAUAUUUGAUGAUUACAUUUCUCUAAAACAGGUUAUAGGCUACAUGUGCACCACCAAGUCAGAACAGAAGGCGAAAUUAAGAGGGGAAAAUAUACCAAAUUAUUAGGGUGAGGCACAUGGGCUACUAACAGCGUACUACAACAACAUACACUUAGUAUAAUUAUUAUUUUUGCUAAAAAUGUGGGGCUCAAUGGCCCUGAAUGACGGGUUGCUACUGCAUGAAACUAUAAUGAUGAAGGUAGUACCAUUGUCUAAGUGUUCAGGAAGGUGCAGUUGACGCCAUAUGGCAUCUGUACCAGGUAGGAUUUCAUCAGACAUGAACUGCCACCGCUUUGUGGUUAACCCCGAGUGGAAAACGGUUUUAUUGAGGCCCCAAAUCCUGACAAGACAUAUAACUGUAAGAGGUUAGAUGCUCAAUGCACUCAAAAAUAUGUACUUUUUUUUAGGCAGUGGGUACAUUCAGCUUGUAUUCAAAUAAGUUGGGAGAAAAUACAGUAAUUAACUAAUUACAUUUAAUAGACAAUGAGCUUUAUCAUUUUCGCAGGAUUUUUACCACUUGCCUAGUAUUUCAUAGAGGGAUGAAAUUGACCAAUGAUAAACUGAAUACAUAUUAAAUAGUCAACUAAUUCACCGGUUCUGUGGCCUCACUCAGCUUCUCAGAGGGGUGACCAUAUCAAACGGAGGGGUCCUGCCUCGCAUCCAUCCUGAGCUGCUGUCCAAGAAGAGGGGCAGCCGAGUGAAAGUGGACACUCAGGUGACAGUGCCAGAGAAGAGGGCGGAACGUGUUAAGAGCAUCAAGAAACCCACCACCAAAAAAGGCAAAGGUAAACCAGGCCGCAAGCCAAGGGUAAGUACACAUGAAUGAGCUUCGUGAAUGACAGAAAACAUCUCAAUAUUUGUCAAUGUGUUUGUCAAAUAGUGCUAUAAGAAGCAUGAGUAAGUUCUGUUUUUCAUUGAUUCUAUUUAAAGAAGAACACAGAAAACGACAAAGAAACUGUUGUAGCCAACUCAACAGUGGAAGAUGGACCAGGUGAUGGAUUCACUAUCCUCUCAGCGAAAAGCCUGUUCCUUGGACAAAAGGUAUCAUGAAAUGUAGUCUCAUGUCAGUAAUGACAUGUCAUUCUAUGACGCCUUUUGUAAAGAUACCUCAGUCAUACACCUUGGAAAUAAGUGACACAUAUGCGUCAAGUUUCUAAGUAAUUUUGUUAUAACUUCAACUCUACAUCCCCUAAACAGCUUUCACUAACAGAGAGUGAAAUUAGCAAAAUUGGAACCAUUAAGGUGGAGGGAAUCAUCAACCCCACAAAUGCAGAGAUGGACCUCAAAGAGGGAGUGGGUGAGAAUACCAGACCUGCUCGUCUUUUCAUCCUAGACUUAUGAAAGGCCCACAGCCCAUUAUAAUUAUCCCUCUUACCGGAUGUGUGCUCGUCUACAGGCAGUGCCCUGGAGAAGGCAGGGGGGCGGGACUUCUUGGAGGCAGUGAAAGAACUGCGGAAAGCACAGGGACCUUUGGAGGUAGCAUCAGGUAUGGAGAUCUGGAAACUAGAGUAAAAUCUGCUGGAUGAGAGGUUUGAGAAGUUUUGCAUGCAAUGGUAAUGAAAUGAUGUACAGUUGAAGUCGGAAGUUUACAUACACUUAGGUUGGAGUCAUUAAAACUCAUUUUUCAACCACUCCACAAAUUUCUUGUUUACAAACUAUAGUUUUGGCAAGUCGGUUAGGACAUCUACUUUGUGCAAUUUUUCCAACAAUUGUUUACAGAUUAUUUCACUUAUAAUUCACUGCAUCACAAUUCCAGUGGGUCAGAAGUUUACAUACACUAAGUUGACUGUGCCUUUAAACAGCUUGGACAAUUCCAUGGCUUUAGAAGCUUCUGAUACGCUAAUUGACAUAAUUUGAGUCAAUUGGAGGUGUACCUGUGAAUGUAUUUCAAUGCCUACCUUCAAACUCAGUGCCUCUUUGCUUGACACCAUGGGAAAAUCUAAAGAAAUCAGCCAAGACCUCAGGAAAAAAAUUAUAGACCUCCACAAGUCUGGUUCAUCCUUGGGAGCAAUUUCCAAACGCCUGAAGGUACCACGUUCAUCUGUACAAACAAUAGUACGCAAGUAUAAACACCAUGGGACCACGCAGCCGUCAUACCGCUCAGGAAGGAGACGCGUUCUGUCUCCUAGAGAUGAACAUGCGAAUCAAUCCCAGAACAACAGUAAAGGACCUUGUGAAGAUGCUGGAGGAAACAGGUACAAAAGUAUCUAUAUCCACAGUAAAACGAGUCCUAUAUCGACAUAACCUGAAAGGCCGCUCAGCAAGGAAGAAGCCACUGCUCCAAAACCGCCAUAAAAAAGCCAGACUACGGUUUGCAACUGCACAUGGGGACAAAGAUCGUACUUUUUGGAGAAAUGUCCUCUUGUCUGAUGAAACAAAAAUAGAACCGUUUGGCCAUAAUGACCAUCGUUAUGUUUGGAGGAAAAAGGGGGCGGCUUGCAAGCCGAAGAACACCAUCCCAACCGUGAAGCACGGGGGUGGCAGCAUCAUGCUGUGGGGGUGCUUUGCUGCAGGAGGGACUGGUGCACUUCACAAAAUAGAUGGCAUCAUGAGGAAGGAAAGUUAUGUGGAUAUAUUGAAGCAACAUCUCAAGACAUCAGUCAGGAAGUUAAAGCUUGGUCGCAAAUGGGUCUUUCAAAUGGACAAUGACCCCAAGCAUACUUCCAAAGUUGUAUUGGUAUUGGAGUGGCCAUCACAAAGCCCUGACCUCAAUCCUAUAGAAAAUGUGUGGGCAGAACUGAAAAAGCGUGUGCGAGCAAGGAGGCCUACAAACCUGACUCAGUUACACCAGCUCUGUCAGGAAGAAUGUGCCAAAAUUCACCCAACUUAUUGUGGGAAGCUUGUGGAAGGCUACUCGAAACGUUUGACCUAAGUUAAACAAUUUAAAUGCAAUGCUACCAAAUACUAAUUGAGUGAUGAAUGGUGAUGAAAGAAAUGAAAGCUGAAAUAAAUCAUUCUCUCUACUAUUAUUCUGACAUUUCACAUUCUUAAAAUAAAGUGGUGAUCCUAACUGACCUAAGAGAGGGAAUUUUUACUAGGAUUAAAUGUCAGGAAUUGUGACAUUAGUUUAAAUGUAUUUGGCUAAGGUGUAUGUAAACUUCCGACUUCAACUGUAAUUACCGAAUGUGCUUAUCCAAAGACCCUCAUUUAGCAUACACAUAAUAAACUUAAUUGACACAUGAUAGUCUCACCUCACUCACCAAUCUAGCCUCAAAACCCAAUGUACAGUACACUGUCAAUGCGUAUAUUUAAACCUACAAAUAAAGAGUGAAACAUCAGUGUGUGUUUGCGUGUCUUCCUCCCGUAGUUGCGGUGAGCCAGGCCAGUGGGAUGCCAGCUCGUUUUGUCAUCCACUGUAACAUCCCUCAAUGGGGCUCAGAGAAGUGUGAGGACCAGCUGGAGAAGACUGUCAAGGCCUGUCUCUCUGCUGCAGAGGAGAAGAAACUCAAGUCCGUUGCCUUCCCCUCACUUCCUGCUGGCCGGUGAGACUACUCAACUGCAGCUUUAAAUCUAUACCAGUAACAAUAAAAACAUAUGCAAUUCCAGUAAAAAGGGGCUUCAACAGCCGUGUUAAUUCUGGCAGCUAUUUUAGAUUUAGUUUGUCUUUAUGACUAAAAUACCUUUUCGUUUUAGUUAUCAAUCGACUAAAACUCUGGACAAUUUGUCUAGUUUUAGUCAGACAAUUUAGUCACAUUAGUCAGUGCAUUUUUUCCCAUUAAAUAAUUAGUGUAUACCUAUAACUUCCAUCAUGUGUACAUUGAGAUAGCCUUGUCCAACUAGGCCUACUAUACCCUCAUAUAGCUGGCACCUUGUUAUUGUGGCAGAUUGUAACCAAUACCAGCCACGAUUUACCAUAUAGGCUACAAAGCCUUGGCUACAUGUUAAACAAAGGGGAGGAUCUGAGCUUUCCAACAAUGCCAGAAAUAUUAUUGUACUCCUAAUAUUCAGCAAAUAGCAUUCAUAUUUCCCUGGAAAAAACAACUGCACUCGCAUUUGCGGACCACGAGAGUUGUAACACAGAUGAAUAACAGCGCACAUGGGAAAAUAGAGCUUUGAUGUGAUCAUUAAAGUAUGAGAGAGUAAACAUUGUUUCUACUUUAGGUUAGUUACAAUUUAAGUGUCCUUGCUGCCAGUUAAAAAGAUUCACGAGUGACUGAAGUGACCACCCGGGAGCUGUGUGGGAGAGCCGGGCAGAUCAGCUCAAUCAGACCGAGCAACUUAAAAAAUGUUAAUUCUGCCAAUGAGAGGAUUGCAUUAAAUAUUCUGCAAAGGCAUGCAUGCUUAUGAUUGGAUGUGGAAUUCUCGUUGUCACAUUUUCGUCAACUAAAAUGUAAACUUGUUAGUUACGGUUAUCGUCAUUUUCAUGGCAUCUCGUCUUGUUGUCAUUAGUUUUCGUCAGGAAAAAUUGGUCGUUGACAUUUUUUGUCCGUUAUUGUUGACUAAAUGAACACAGCAGCUCAGCAGGCUGAACCAGAGCUCUUUCUUAAUUCAUCUUUCCUUGAUUCCUUCUCAAAAUGCAUUGAAGAAGGUCAAAGGAGGGAAACGAACCUAUCUCCCUCCAAUAAAAGAGAGAGUGAGGAAUUGUAGAAAGUCAAAUUGAGAUUGAGCCCACAUGUGUAUCUCUUCUGGUUGUAGGAAUGGAUUCCCAAAGCAAACAGCCGCCCAGCUGAUCCUCAAGGCCAUCUCCAACCAUUUUGUCUCUGCGACGACCUCCUCCCUGAAAAACAUUUACUUUGUACUGUUUGACAGCGAGAGCAUCGGAAUAUACCUUCAGGAAAUGGCCAAGCUGGAUGCCAAGUGAAGACGAGCUGGAGAAAUGCUCGAUUUGAGGUGUUUUUUAAACGGUUGCAGUUGUAUUUCAGAUGGAUCUUUGUUUUUUGCAGCUGGUAUAGUGUGAUCAAGGUGCUGUCAUUAGGCGUUUUUGACAACAUUGGAUAGCCCCCGGAAGGCGUAAAAAAAAAAUGUGAGUGAAGUACUGUACGCAUUUAUGUUACACUGUCUUCCUUUUACAGGAUUGCAUUUUCUUUUUUAGACUAGAUUAAAUUAAUAAUCCCCAUGGCUUGUCAUUCUUAUCCCUUAUUUACUGAUAUUGUUUUUACAUUCCAUGUACAAAGACAAUUUUGACAGUUGUUUUUUCUGCUAGAUUUAUUCUGCUAGAUACAGUUAGUUUACUAAGAAAAAAAAGUGUUUCUCAUUCUGCUUUCAAAUAAAAAUCCAGAUGUUUUACACCACAGAUCCAAUUUGAUUUACCAACACCCAUGAAUAGCACAGCAACACAGUUUCAUUACAUU